CCAGAGGGCCACGCGGCCGCGGGCCCUUCAGUUCCCGGGACGACCCUGGCCCGCGGGCGGAAACUGGAGCUCCGGAGGCCGCUGGAGCUUGGAGCAAGCGUUGCCCGGUCGUCGCGCCGAUUGUACCCACCACUUCUUUCUCCGCGCAACCGCCGCCAUGAAGGACUCGCUGGUGCUACUUAGCCGCGUCCCGGCGCACCCGGACUCCCGCUGCUGGUUCCUGGCCUGGAACCCCGCGGGGACCCUGCUGGCUUCGUGCGGUGGCGACCGUAGAAUCCGCAUCUGGGGCACCGAGGGUGACAGCUGGAUCUGCAAGUCUGUUAUUUCUGAAGGCCAUCAGCGCACUGUGCGGAAGGUGGCCUGGUCCCCUUGUGGGAACUACCUAGCCUCUGCCAGCUUUGAUGCUACCACCUGUAUUUGGAAGAAGACCCAGGAUGACUUUGAGUGUGUAACCACUCUUGAAGGCCACGAAAAUGAGGUCAAGUCAGUGGCUUGGGCCCCAUCUGGCAAUCUCUUGGCCACCUGUAGCCGAGAUAAGAGUGUAUGGGUCUGGGAAGUUGAUGAAGAGGAUGAGUAUGAAUGUGUCAGUGUCCUCAACUCCCACACGCAAGAUGUCAAGCAUGUCGUUUGGCACCCGAGCCAGGAGCUGUUGGCCUCUGCUAGCUACGAUGACACAGUGAAGCUCUACCGGGAAGAAGAGGAUGACUGGGUGUGCUGUGCCACCCUUGAGGGCCAUGAGUCCACUGUGUGGAGCUUGGCCUUUGACCCUAGCGGCCAGCGCCUGGCAUCUUGCAGUGAUGACCGCACUGUGCGCAUCUGGCGUCAGUAUCUGCCAGGCAAUGAACAAGGGGUGGCAUGCAGCGGUUCUGACCCCAGUUGGAAAUGUAUCUGCACUUUGUCCGGCUUCCACUCCAGGACCAUUUAUGACGUUGCCUGGUGUCAGUUGACAGGGGCCCUGGCCACCGCUUGUGGGGAUGAUGCCAUCCGAGUGUUUGAGGAGGAUCCCAGCUCAGAUCCGCAGCAGCCCACCUUCUCCCUGGCUGCCCACUCGCGACAGGCCCACUCCCAGGAUGUCAACUGUGUGGCCUGGAACCCCAAGGAGCCUGGGCUCCUGGCUUCCUGCAGUGAUGAUGGGGAGGUGGCCUUCUGGAAGUACCAGCGGCCCGAAGGCCUCUGAGCUACUGCAACUUUGGAGAGUCAAGGUUCCCCAGAAAGUCGUGAGACCUUCCUAGUCCUCAAGGACCUGGAGAAGCUUCCUUGACCUUCACCUCUGUUCGGACUUGGGUAGAAGUGUGGAGCCACAGGACUUUUCCGUCCUUUGACACGAGGGCCUUGGUAAAGAGCCACAGAAAUCAGUA
Sciurus carolinensis (gray squirrel) is the source of this 1358-nucleotide messenger RNA. It is a transcript of the gene Ciao1, whose product is annotated as cytosolic iron-sulfur assembly component 1. The transcript is spliced from 7 exons. Lineage: Eukaryota; Metazoa; Chordata; Mammalia; Rodentia; Sciuridae. Gene Ontology annotation, cellular component: cytosolic [4Fe-4S] assembly targeting complex. Gene Ontology annotation, biological process: iron-sulfur cluster assembly. The record is from RefSeq and is a predicted model, not a curated record. Bases 158 to 1177 code for a protein of 339 amino acids. Gene Ontology annotation, molecular function: protein binding.